Molecule: messenger RNA, 699 nt
Organism: Cladophialophora yegresii CBS 114405
Lineage: Eukaryota; Fungi; Ascomycota; Eurotiomycetes; Chaetothyriales; Herpotrichiellaceae
Exons: 1
Coding region: 1-699 (232 amino acids)
Source: RefSeq, a predicted model, not a curated record
AUGGUUCGCAAGAACGAGCCAUCAGCAAUCCAGACGCAAACGGCUCUAGCUUUCAAAGAACUAACCCUCGCGGCUUCUACGACUCACCGAAUCAAGAUGGAUAAAGCCCUGGACCACGUCUGCAAACUCACCGGGAUAGGACCCGCCACCGGCACAUUGAUCCUCAGCGUAUGCGAUCCGGACGGUAUCCCGUUCUUCCAGGACGAGAUGUUUGCGUGGUUCUUCCCUGACGCGGGGAAACUCAAGUACAGCGCGAAGGAGUACCAGUUGUUGUUUGAGGCGGUGACGCCCGUGCUGACGAGGUUGGAUUGUAAGGCGGUCGAGAUGGAGAAGGUUGCCUACGUGCUUGGACAUAUGGACUUGCUUGGUGCUGAGGAGAGGGAGGGGCUGGAGGAGUCGUUCGAGGGAAGGGCUGAGGCGGAUCCCGAUUCAACGACAGACGCCGAACCCAAGGAAGCUAGCAGUGGCGACGUACGGGAGCGAGAUGAGGAUGCGGCACGCACUCGGCAGGAGCAGACCGUGGCAAACCAGACCGGGAAACGGACGGCAGAAGUCAAGGACGAUCAGAUUGCGGCCGAGGCAGCUCCAACGCCGGGACCGGCGUCGGCACGAAGAGGGAAAAAACGGAGCUCGAAGGACGAAGACGACACGAACACCGAAACUCACACGGCCAAGAGACGAUCACAGCGCAACAGAUGA